Gongylonema pulchrum is the source of this 702-nucleotide messenger RNA. The record is from the annotation of a GenBank genome assembly. NCBI's taxonomy places the organism in Eukaryota, Metazoa, Nematoda, Chromadorea, Rhabditida, Gongylonematidae.
AUAUUAGAACGGAUUCGACCAAUUGAACAGAAAAUGAAGAGCCAAGUGGAGAAACUCCUAUCUUCCUCCGCAAAUAACGAAAACGGCAACACCAAAACAUUACGACCACACCCGGAACGACUAAAAGUGGAGGAAGAAGCGGAUUCGGAUACCGAUGAUGAAGAAAUGGAGAAGGAAACGAAAGCCAAGAAAUAUGUCCCACCGAAGGUCAUGGCCGUUUACUAUAAUGGCCUUUCAUCCGAAUUAGUUUACGACCCAGUAGAAAAAAAAAAUGCUACGAUCCAGCACUAUUUAUCUGCUAAUAGGAAUGAUGAUAGUAUCGUGAGGAGAAGGAAGCAGAAGGAUUUGGAGAAGCAAAAAUACGAAGAAGAUUAUCUCAUUCGCUUGCAAGUGUCGAAAAAGGAGAGACAUAAGAAAAGACUCGAAAAUCGGCAGAAUAUUCUGGACGAAUUAUUACAUUUUGGUAAUUAUAUGGCGGUGCAAAAUGCUGAAGAUGAGGGUGGACGACGGGCAGGCAAGAAGCGAACAAAACUGGGAAGAAAAGGAAAACUCUCCAAAAAGCCACGCCUCGCAAUGAAGAAUAAAAAGGAAAAGAAUUCGGUAAUAACCAGAAAUACACGUUCGACAGCAGUGCCUCAUAGCGCUGGUACAUGCUUGAUGACAUCCGAGCAUUUCGCGGAUAUCUUCACGGUGGCGAUCUGA